Labeo rohita (rohu) is the source of this 2051-nucleotide messenger RNA. It is a transcript of the gene cbx7b, whose product is annotated as chromobox homolog 7b. Gene Ontology annotation, biological process: negative regulation of transcription by RNA polymerase II. Lineage: Eukaryota; Metazoa; Chordata; Actinopteri; Cypriniformes; Cyprinidae. The record is from RefSeq and is a predicted model, not a curated record. Gene Ontology annotation, cellular component: PRC1 complex.
AGUCAAUCUGCUGUGUGGCGCACGGGGGCGCGCUGCGCGCUGCAGAUGUGUCGCAGAUUUAAAAAGUCACUGUACUCCUCUAGUACAAGGAAAUGGAGCAGUGCAAAGCAUAAAAUACUGAAUUGUAAACAAGGCAGCGGAAGAGAGGGAACGUGUGCAGCCAUUCUAACAGUGCGCGGGAUUUGCAUUUCAUACUUACUUAAAGGACAAGAAGGAAAAGCACAAAGAUACAUUGACAGCUACUUCAUUAUUUUAGGGGAACAACUUAACUGAUGGAACUGUCGGCAAUCGGCGAGCAAGUGUUCGCUGUGGAAUCAAUCAUAAAGAAAAGAGUUAGGAAGGGUCAUGUCGAGUAUUUAUUGAAGUGGAAGGGGUGGCCACCCAAGUACAGCACAUGGGAGCCAGAGGAGCACAUUCUAGACCCUCGACUGGUUUUAGCAUAUGAGGAAAAAGAACAAAAAGAAAAGUCAGUAAGGUGGCGUAAAAGAGGCCCGAAACCCAAAAGGCUCUUUAUGCCGAGGGGCUUUUACACAAUGGAUCUGCGCAGCGCACACAAAGAUACAGAGAAGUCUUCAGCACAUCUGCCGCUCUCGCUUGACCCAAGGUUCCAGCCCACAGGGGCUUGUAUAUAUCGACGAUUAACCCACCUCAAGAAAAAGAAGAAAUCAUCCAGAGAGGCUUCUGAGGAAGAAUGGGAUAGAAGAGAAGAAGAAGAUGAUGAUGAUGAUGAUGAUGAGGGGGUUAUGGAAGAAGAGGAGGAGGAAGAAGAAGAAGAGGAGGAGGACAUAAGACAAGGAGGAACUAAAACUGGCAACAAUACUUUAAACAAGCGUGUCAGGAGAGGACACUGGAGUCCAUCCACUGAAUCAGAAGCAAUCACUAUAUCUCCUUUACCCGAAGACUGGAAUCCAGUUAUGGGCCCAGAAGAGGUCAUUGUGACAGACAUCACCAUCAACUCACUGACUGUGACUUUUAGAGAGGCCCUGGUAGCAAGGGGGUUCUUCAGGAGCUGGGAGAUGGAGAUCUGACAUCACAGAGACUGAGGAUGGUCAGAGCGACGAGGAAUGAGAAUUGGUACAUCCCUGUUUUUGCAUUGUUGAUUAUGUGCUUGCACAACUUUCGCCAGUGUUUCAGACUACAUGUAUUUGCACUAUUAGUUCUAAUUGAGCUAAAACCUUCCAAAAUGUUGCUUCAGUGAUUACAAUCAAAGUAACACCAUUUAAUGACAAUACUGAUAGUUUGAUGAGAUUUUGAACUUGACCAAGAAAACAAAUCAAGCUGAUAGUCUGGUCAUGUAUUUGCAUGAUGCUAGAUAGAGUAAGUAGCACAAUUAAGUAUUCCUAAAAGCCAAGCUGUCACAUAUAUGUCUAUACAUAUGCACAGUACAUGUAUGUAUAUAUAUACUUGAUAUACUUGGUAAACGUUAUUCUAAUCUUGACCCUCAACUUAAAUUGCACACCUCAUGCAGUAAAUUAGAAUUAGUGUCCUCCUGAUACUUAAAAUAUGAAAACAGCUUUUCAACACUUAGUGUGCUGUCCUUGACACUUCGUAACAAAAUAAUGUGGUGUGAAAAAAAAAUCUGCAUUUCAUGUCAUUGCGCAGUUAUGUUCUGAGCGUAAUUAUGUGUAUGAAGUUGCUUUUUAUUUUUUUCCCCAACACUAUCACUUGCUAUUCUCAUCUAUUUGCAGUGUUUGUGCAAUUUUUUGUUUUGUCCUGCCAAGUAUGACUUUGCACCAUCUUGCACAGUAGUCUACGAUGUUAGAUUUAACUCGACUGCUGUUUAUAUUUCGUGUUAUUUUAGUCCAAGAUGAAAACUGAGACCUGAAGAUAAAAAAAAUGUCUAUAUUGAGGUGAAUGUAUAUUUAGCCCCUAAGAAUGUCCAUCUCUGGGGGCUUAACUGUUUAAUAUCUGAGUUCAUGUGACCUGUAUAUAUUUGAUAGAGUAUGUCUGUGCCAAAUGUCUGUGGUUGCUUUUGCUAUUCAGAGUAUUUGCACUUUAAAAUGGAAAAGUUGGUAUUAUGAUGCCAUAAAUAAAACCUUGGUGUAACUGUA